AUGCCUGCAAAAACAGUCAUUAAUGUCCUGUGUAUCACAGCGGUUAGAAAGCCACUUAAACUGUGUUGCAAUCAGACAGCUAAACGAGGUAUUAUUGAUGUUGUGGCAAUAAAUGUCACAUAUAGCAUACAAGUGGCAGCAUAUACCAGCGCUGGAAUUGGACCUUAUAGUGAUCCAACAAACGUGUUCGUUGGGAGCAAUGGUGAGAUAAUACUUUCACCGUCCUCAACUACUGUAGCUGCUGAUGGCAGUAAUACUGAGAAUUCCCUUAUGGUGCUAAUUGGAAUUAUUUGUGUCAGCGGCAUAAUUAUUUCAGUUGCAUUCAUAUAUGCAGCUAUGAAAAAGCGGAUGACCGAGACAAAGUUUGGGAAUGCAUUCAGUGAUGGAGAACUCUCUGAACCAACUGUCCACUACAGAGCAAGGAAAACCUAUUUACGGAGAGCAGUUGAGGUUACACUAGAUAAUUUGGGAAUCCGUGCAGAAUUGAAAGAGAAGCUCCAGGAUGUAAUGAUUGACAGGAAGCUAUUGACUCUGGGUAAAGUUCUGGGAGAAGGAGAAUUUGGCUCUGUAAUGGAAGGACACGUUCAACAGGCUGAUGGUACCAGUCAGAAAGUAGCUGUUAAAACCAUGAAAUUGGACAACUUCUCACAAAGGGAGAUUGAAGAGUUCCUGAGUGAAGCAGCUUGCAUGAAAGAUUUUGAUCAUCCAAAUGUCAUUAAAUUGUUAGCUGUUUGCUUGGAGAUGAGUUCGAGGGAACCAAUUCCAAAACCAAUGGUCAUCCUCCCAUUUAUGAAAUAUGGGGAUUUGCACAGCUUCCUACUGCGCUCGAGGCUCGAAGAAAAUGCUGAUUAUUUUCCACAACAGACAUUGCUAAAAUUCAUGAUCGACAUUGCCAGUGGAAUGGAAUACCUCAGCAACAGGAAUUUCCUGCACAGGGAUCUAGCAGCCAGAAACUGCAUGUUACGUACUGAUAUGACAGUAUGUGUGGCGGAUUUUGGCUUAUCCAAGAAGAUUUACAGUGGGGACUAUUACAGACAGGGGCGGAUUGCGAAGAUGCCAGUAAAAUGGAUUGCUCUUGAGAGCCUUGCUGAUCGAGUUUUCACAAUUAAAAGUGACGUGUGGGCAUUUGGAGUUACAAUGUGGGAAAUAGUUACACGAGGGAUGACCCCUUACCCAGGAAUACCGAAUCAUGAAAUUUAUGACUAUCUGCAUGGGGGCCACAGGUUGAAACAGCCUUCUGACUGCCUGGAUGAGCUGUAUGAAAUUAUGUACUCCUGUUGGCGAAGUGAUCCUGCAGACCGGCCAACAUUUACCGACUUAAAAGUGUUUCUCACCAAGUUUUUAGAGAGUAUGCCUAAAAUUCGAAGCAAAGAAGAAAUCAUUUAUGUCAAUACAGGUAACCCUGAAGAGCAGAUUGUUCUGACUGAAGAGCCUACCUUUUCCAAUCUGCACCCAUGCGAUUCCAAUGAAACAGAACCCUGCAGUCUAAGGCCUGCAGAAACUACUGUCACUGUGGAAAUCCAUGAAGCCAUGGAAGCAGAAGACAGAUACGUCAUAUCUGGGGUAUCUGAAGAACAGUUGAACACGUUAGAUGCAAAAACACCUUUGUUGCCUGGAGUGAGCCAAAGUAACGGGACAACAUCCCUUGAAACUAGACCCCACUCUGAGGAUAUUCCUUACGCUGAUGAUUCAUCUGAUGACUCUGUUAUAAUGCUGUAAAGGACUGCUCAUGAGCUUUGUGACAAUUCUGCCUGUUGCUGGACAGAUCGAAAGUACUGCCAGAUCCAAAUAUGUAUUUGUACAUUUUGUUUUAAGAAAGUAAUCAACAAAUUUUGAUACUUUGACGAAAUUCACCAGUAUGUUUUUUAUUCAGUUGUUAACUCAUCUGAAAGCAGUCUUCCCACCAGUCCAAUGUUUGGGUCUUGGUGAUAAAUCAGGGAUCAUUUUGAAGAUUUGUAUAUUUGUACACAAUUACUUUCUAGUUCUGAGGAUUUCCAGGGCAUUGUAAGAAUUGAUAGAGUAUUUGAACUGUCUAACAAAUAUUUUUAUACUUAACUAUUGGAGGCCUUAAAAUAUGAAUUAUUUUUUCCCAUUUAUAACUGUCUCCACAUCAAUUGAUGAGGGCCCGAAUUGAAUAAAGCAGUGUUCAUUUCACAUGACGAUAUCAUAGGGAAAGACUAUCCAGCCUGUUCUCGUUCAUUGCUCGUGGUGAAAUCCUGGUUCCUGUUAUUCCUUUCACUUGCAAAGAACAUAUUUCAAUGUUCUCCCAAGGUAUUUGCCUCACUGAUCCAUGUGGAAAUCGUUUCCAAGUGUAUUAUUUGAGUGAGGAACAAAGUCCUGAUACCACUCCUGAGUUUGCUUUUAAGUAUUAUAUGACAAGUCUUAGAUUUUUGAAAUUACAUUCUGAUAUUUGAUGUUCAUUGGUAUGUUUCAUGUAUACUUAAUGUUUUAGAUCCGGAUCACUUUAUUUCCUCAAAGUUCAUUGGACUGUCCAAUCACUGGUGACAAUCCAUUAUCUGCUGGUUAACAAAUAGUUAAAUGGGUGGUCUCGUGAAAAUACUAAAGAACCUUAAUUCACAAAA
Messenger RNA from Rhincodon typus (whale shark), 2582 nucleotides. RefSeq names its product c-mer proto-oncogene tyrosine kinase a (gene mertka). The coding region runs from base 1 to 1719 and encodes 572 amino acids. Gene Ontology annotation, molecular function: protein binding; ATP binding; transmembrane receptor protein tyrosine kinase activity. Lineage: Eukaryota; Metazoa; Chordata; Chondrichthyes; Orectolobiformes; Rhincodontidae. Gene Ontology annotation, biological process: multicellular organism development; phagocytosis; positive regulation of kinase activity. Gene Ontology annotation, cellular component: signaling receptor complex. The record is from RefSeq and is a predicted model, not a curated record. The transcript is spliced from 12 exons.